Molecule: messenger RNA, 3038 nt
Organism: Klebsormidium nitens
Lineage: Eukaryota; Viridiplantae; Streptophyta; Klebsormidiophyceae; Klebsormidiales; Klebsormidiaceae
Source: the annotation of a GenBank genome assembly
GUUUAAGAGACUCGAGUCAAACUCAAGAUUAGCUGAAUGCCGUCUCGGCUUUCUCAGUUGUGGAAUCUGUGAACUCUGGGGCGCGCUGGGCAGCAAUUCAGCAGGGUGCUUGGAAUUGGAACUCUUUAGUGGCAAAUGAUGGCGGGCGGAAAGGAUGAAGGAGCUCCUGGGACCAAGAGAAAGAGGCAAGUAGGAAGUGAGGAGGGCGAGGAAGAGGAGGAGGCUUCAGAGCUAGGGCCAAAGAGGACGAAGCAGGACGCAGACACAUCCAAAUCAGGCCUCACCAUCCGAUGGAAGAUGGGCAGCAGCGCCUCAGGAGAGAAGGACGAGCCUGGGGACUCCGACAAGCAGAGAAAGAGGGGGGCUGAGGAGGAAGAGGCACUGACGGGAGAUGAGGCCAGCGCGCUGCGCAGCAGUCGCUCUCAGCGUCACAAGAAGCAUGUUGACUCGGACAGCCAACCGAAGAGAUCUUCAAGAAAGGACAAGGGGAAAGCGGCAACAGAGGAUUCUGCACAGGAGGAUGACGAUGAGGGGCCCCCGCUGCUCGGACCGGACGGAGAGCCGCUCGAGGUCCUUCCGGGGAAGGAGAAGCGAGUGCAUGAGGGGCCCGCGGUUGUUCAGCAGAAAGUGCAGGCACCCCAUGAGUCGGUGGAAGCAUUGGCGGCAGGCGGGGGGCGAACCGUCGAAAAUUUGUCAGAAGGACAGCGAACACUUGCCCCCCCCGGAGCUGAGCCGGCUAGCAUUGCGGAACUGGGGCAGCCGGGACAAGUGGCGGGGAAAACGGACGCGGCUGCGCAGCGGCUGACCCGCGAAGUGUACAGGGUGCCAGCUCAUGCGGGGUGGUUCCGGUGGGAGCAUGUCCACGAACUGGAGCGGCGGGGGGUCCCGGAGUUCUUCAACGGGAGGGCGCCCUCAAAGACGGCCAAGACGUACAAGGAGUACCGGGACUUCAUCGUUAGCAAGUACCGGGAGGAGCCGCACAAGUACCUCACAUUCACGGAGGUGCGCAAGAUGCUGGUGGGAGACGUGAACGCGCUGCGGCGCAUCUUUGAGUUCUUGGACCACUGGGGGCUCAUCAACUAUCAGGCCGUAGAGAACCCGAGGCAGCGCCCGCCGGUGUGGGAAGGUGUCUCCGCCACGUUGGUCCAGACGGCACCCAGCGGCAUCCGCGUCGUUGCUCCUGCCAUCGCUCCCCAGGACGCCCUCUACAAGUUUGAUGCUCCGCGGGCGAAGUCUGCAAGCCUCGCCACACGCCCCAGCGUCUUUCCUGCAGCAGCGGCGGCAGCAUCAGCAAGCAUGGCGGGGGAUGCCGCUCCCCCACCUCCCGCUGUAGAAUACCAUUGUGACAAGUGCGGCGCAGCCUGCUCUGCCCGCCGGUACCACUGCCAGAAGCAGGCGGACUUCGACCUGUGCCCGGACUGCUUUGGGGACGGCAAGUUUGGCCCGGGAAUGACCAGCGCGGACUUCAUCAGGAUGGACGCCGCGGACGCUGCAGCAGACGCUGACGGGGGCUGGUCCGAUCAGGAGACGCUGCUGCUGCUGGAAGGCCUGGAGCUCUUUGGCGACAACUGGCAGGAGAUCUCGGAGCACGUGGGCACCAAGUCGCGCGCGCAGUGCAUCCUGCACUUCAUCCAGAUGCCCAUCGAGGACCCCUUCCUGGAGGAGCUCGAGGCCAGCAGCACCGUCACCACAGUCACCGACGAUCCGACGGCUUACGGAAAGGCAGCGGACCAAGGGGCAGUGCCGAACGGGGCGGAGGCGCAGGGGCCUGUCACGGCCAGCCAGCUGGUUAUGGAGGCGUCGGGGGCUGCGGAGGGGGAGCUGCUGACGCCGUUUGCUGACGCGGGCAACCCGGUGAUGGCGCAGGUCGCCUUUCUUGCUGCUAUGGUGGGCCCCCGGGUCGCUGCCGCCGCAGCGCAAGCGGCUCUUGCGGCGCUCACUCAGGAGGAUCCCACUGCACAGCUGGGUCCCGCGAGUGACGCCGUCCCCAGCACUCCCCCAGCCUCUGCGGCAGCAGUCCCUCCGGCAAUCCGAGCAGCUGAAGCUCCCCCCUCAGACACUCCAAAAGCUCCUGAGCAGCCAGCAUCAGAGGGGGACGCUGCCUUGAAAGAAGCUGCCCCGUCGGGACCGACAGAUACUGGGAUGGAAAGCGCAGACGGGUCGGCCCCUGCUGCGGAAGCGGAGAAAGGCGCCGGGGCGUCAGAGGCAAAGGCACCCGAGGGAGGGGAUGUGGGCGGAAGUGAGAAAGUCGAAGUCGCAACUGACGCUGGCGGAGUAACAGAGGGCAGGCCGGCAGAGGGCGCCGGGCAGACGGAGAAGGAGGGGGCGAGGGUGGAAGGCGAAACAGGGAAAGCAGAGCCCAUGGAGGUGGACGCGAAGGAGGCUGCGCCAGCUGCGACGCCCGCUCAAGAGUCCGCUCCGCCGCCAGCAGCCACUCCUGCCCCUGGAGCCGUUCCUCCUGUCUCCCUCCUCGGGCCCCCCUCUGCGGCGCAAGUGCGAGCCGCUGCCGCGACGGCCCUGGCGGCCGCCGCGGUGAAGGCGAAGCUGCUGGUGGACCAGGAGGAGCGCGAGGUGGCGCGGCUGGUGCAGCUGGUGGUGGAGGCGCAGCUGAAGAAGCUGGAGAUCAAGCUCAAGCACUUCGACGAGCUGGAGGAGAUGCUCGAGCGAGAGAAGGACCAGAUUGAGAAAGCCCGGCAACAGGUGUAUGCUGAGAGGGUCCGACUGGCGGCUUCGCGUUUGGCGCCCACGACACCCCGAACCCCGCCUGUCAUGCCGCCAGCAGCCGUAGGCGACAAGGCUGGACCAUCUGCGUCAGCACCCAAGAUGGGGGCUGUGCUGAACACCGUCAAUGCACCAGUAGCGAAAUAAGCUCAAUCGUUCUCCAACAGCAGGCCGUUUGCCAGGCAGUUAACAUUGCUUUAACAGUAGUGCACCAUUCGAACCAUCAGCGACCUGGAUCUUGUCACCUUGACUUUGUCAAAUAUUGAGAGAUGUUCCAAAACUACAUUGUUCGCGGUUCCUCAGCAUGUCCUUCUGCC